This is a messenger RNA of Sinocyclocheilus grahami, 1604 nucleotides long. It is a transcript of the gene tnfrsf1b, whose product is annotated as tumor necrosis factor receptor superfamily, member 1B. Gene Ontology annotation, molecular function: protein binding. The record is from RefSeq and is a predicted model, not a curated record. Lineage: Eukaryota; Metazoa; Chordata; Actinopteri; Cypriniformes; Cyprinidae. The transcript is spliced from 9 exons. Bases 167 to 1480 code for a protein of 437 amino acids.
UCGCUCACUUCACUCACUUCAGAGGUCUGCUCUCAGUGCUCUGUGAUUGUGUCAAACCCACUGUCGCUUCCUGGUUGCAGGGGGGACUGCCGUGCAACAUUUCCGGGACGCGGAGAGCGUGAGUGAUGGUCAGUCGGAAUUCAGUCGCGAGGGUCGUUGAAGGAUAAUGCUGAUUCUCAUCUCACGGUUAUUAUUUAUGGCGGCGGUGUGGCGCGUGGCGGAGGGGAAGACACCUCCGCCAUAUAGAUCAUCUGGACCAUGUAAUACAGCCUUUGAAUAUUACGCCAAAAACCUGGGAUUGUGCUGCAGUAGAUGCAAACCAGGGACUCAUCAGGCGGUUAUGUGCACUAGUAAUUCGGACACCAUCUGUGAACCCUGCCAAGAUGGACAGUACUCUGAAAACAUGAACCAUUUUUCCAACUGUUUUUCUUGUCCAAAGUGUAAAGAUGUGAAAGGACUGAUGUAUGGCACAAAUUGCUCUGCUGAUACCAAAGCUGUUUGUGUUUGCAAGCCCGGGAUGUUAUGUUCUAAGCGUAAUUUCAAUAAAGAAUGUGAGGAAUGUAGAAAAUAUAGAUCCUGCAAACCUGGUGAAUAUGUCAUCAAAGAAGGAUCAAUUUCAUCUGAUGUCAAGUGUAUGCCGUGUCCGUCUGGAAUGUUUUCAAACCGCAGUAAUACUGAUCGGUGUAAACCACACACACAAUGUGAAGGCAGGUCAGUUUUAAGAUCCGGCAACUCUACAGUUGACACACUGUGUGAGAUGAUACCACCAUCAACAGCAACAACAACAAAGGCUCCUCUUCAGAGUGCACCCAAGCCUACUCGCCCAAAACCGAGUAAUUUUAGGGGCCAAACGCAGGAAAUGCAGCGCAUGAACACCACCACCACCUCAUCUCUAGCUCCAUCGAGUAGAGCGAUAUCAAGCACACCAGUGGGUCAAGAUGACAUGAUCUACUUCACUGUUAUACAUGCUAUCAUCAUUGUGGUGUGUUUCCUACUCGCCCAAAACCGAGUAAUUUUAGGGGCCAAACGCAGGAAAUGCAAUUCAUUUCAUCGCUUUCCCGUCUCUUGUUCUCUUCAGCUAGAACAGGACGCCUCGGCAAGCAGCACACCUGAUUAUCAGCGUCUGUUACCCGUCGACAGGUGCCAGAAGGAGCCGUCCAUGACUUCAUCGGACAGCCAGAGUCAGCCAGACUCAAGUCACAGCAGCGCUGACUGGCUGGAGCGCACGAGUCAGGAGUCCAUACCGGAGCCACCGUCUGUCUCCAGCCCCAUGGUCAAUCUCAGCAUCACGGCCACCUUCAACUGCCAGCUGAACCCGACCGCAGCGUCCUGCUCCAUCCCUCUCAACACAUCUGCACAAACACCCCAUGUUGAAGCUCCGGUGCCGCUUUCUCAAGAAGAGGUCUGUAUAUCCUGCCAGCAAGAGGACGGCAAGGAAGCUCUGCGGUCAGUGCAGGAGAGCAGCCCGUGUGCCUUCUGAUUGGAUGUUUUACUGAUCAAAUGUUAUACGUUUAGAUAAACACAUUUGCAAAUUCCUAAAUGCAGUGUAAUGUUAAGUGAGUGAAGUGACAUGUGGCCAAGUAUGGUGACCCAUACUCAGAAUU